AUAGCAAGGAGAAAAACACUGGCAUUGACCUAAAAGGUUACUGGACAACCAAAAAAGGUCUCCUCGUAAACCUUAGGAAAGAGCUUCGCAUUUAAUGUCUCCAAGUUUCUUAUUUAAAAUUUUUUUAUCCUGUACCAAGUAAAAGCGCACGACUUUCUCUGUGCUAUCUUCACGGUAGCUCGAAACAUCGUCUCUUCGCACAGAGGGCUCACCAAUACAAGCAUGAGGACGACUGUUAUACGCCCAUGGCUGGGGCUGCUCCUUGUCGCGGUCUGUAUAAGCCUUACCUGCGCAGCACCAUAUCGGACCAUACCAUACGACCAUGAUGACGCAGAGAAAAGGCACGAACAACCGCAAACGAAGUUGACUGAAAGAGAAGGUUCCUCGGGUAAUGCAAGACAGUCAGCCGAGGCCAGUGAAUCAGAAGAGGAGUACGACUCGAAAGAUGAUGAUGAUGGAGAUGACUCCGUUGAUGCAAGUGACUCGAGCGACGACAGUGAAACGGAAGAGGAGGAAGAUUCGGAUGAGGAAGAUGAUGAAGGUUCAACCGGUGAUGAUUCGACCAACGACAGUGAAUCGGAUGAGGAGGAAGGGUCGGACGAGGAAGGAGACGGAUCCGGUGAUGACUCGACCGCCGACAAUGAAUCGGAAGAGGAGGAAGAGUCGGACGAGGAAGGUGACGGAGGUUCCUCCGGUGACGACUCGACCGACGACAGUGAAUCGGAAGAGGAGGAAGAGUCGGACGAGGAGGAAGGUGACGGAUCCGGUGAUGGUUCGACCGACGACAGUGAAUCGGAAGAGGAGGAAGAGUCGGACGAGGAGGAAGGAGACGGAUCCGGUGAUUACUCGACCGCUGACAGUGAAUCGGAAGAGGAGGAAGAGUCGGACGAGGAAGGUGACGGAGGUUCAUCCGGUGGUAGUAGUGGCUCUUAUCAAUCUAGUGACCGAUAAUACAAUGAGUACUUAUGUUAAGGAUUAUAAUUGAGCUUACUCCAAUGAUGAGAUGGGCAACUAGUAAACGAGGAAUGAAAAAGAAAAUAUUUGGCAGACUGUAGCACAAUAAUACUCCAGGAAAGAUUUACACCUCAGGACAAUUAUGUUUACAUUCUACCUAAAUAUAUAGGCACAUUGAAUUUCGCCUUGAACACACCAUACAAGAAAUAUGCUUUACAAUAACAGAUAGCCUCUUUUUGGUCCAAAACCCCCCUGAAUAGACUAUUAACCUUCAAUAAAUGUUGUGCUCCCAUU
Dermacentor silvarum is the source of this 1248-nucleotide messenger RNA. RefSeq names its product germ cell nuclear acidic protein-like. NCBI's taxonomy places the organism in Eukaryota, Metazoa, Arthropoda, Arachnida, Ixodida, Ixodidae. The coding region runs from base 223 to 951 and encodes 242 amino acids. The record is from RefSeq and is a predicted model, not a curated record. The transcript has 6 exons.